CGCCUUCCAAUCGCGGUGUUUAGACAAGACUAGUGAGAACGAUUCUCCCAAAAGGAUAUUUUCGAUAAGAAUUUAUAAAAUAAAACUACAUACCAUCUUAAAAAUGAACUCCCUUACCGUACUGGUCAUCCUUGCUGCCACAUUGGCCUUCUGCGCCGGUGAUGUUUCCCACUUGUCCCGCAGCUACCUGCCUCCUCUGGCAGGCGGAUACUCCGGUUACUCCUCCGGCUACUCUUCCUACCCCUCGUACUCCAGUGGUGGAGGCUACUAUUCCACCGGUGGCAGCUACGCCUCGCCGUUGAUCUCCUCCAGCUACAAGAGCUAUGCGGUGCCCCAGUAUACCUCGUAUGUGACACCGUCCCGUUCCUACCUUCCAGCCGAUGCGGGCUACUCCGGCUACAAUGGCCUGGACACCCAGUACGGCAGCAACGGCGGAUACGUAUACUAGGAUGUAUGUCCCCUUUUUUAGAAGCAACAAUGGACACUUCCUCCAAUAAAAAACCUAUUUUUUUUCCCCACUAGGCGUAAGCUAUUUUUUACUAAAAAUUAUUAUCAAUGCUUUUUACUAAAUAAACGAGAUUCAAAACUA
Messenger RNA from Drosophila bipectinata, 589 nucleotides. Its product is annotated as prisilkin-39. NCBI's taxonomy places the organism in Eukaryota, Metazoa, Arthropoda, Insecta, Diptera, Drosophilidae. The record is from RefSeq and is a predicted model, not a curated record.